AAGUCAAGGCACACAAAAAUUAUAUAACUCUCUCUUUCUUCUUUUCUCUCGUAUAUCGUCUAUAUUUUAUGCUUCAAGAACAGUACUUUUAUCAGGCCAACAAUAGGCCAGAACAAAGCAAUAUGUCAUAUGACGCUUAUACCUAUCAAACACAGCCAUCAGUGCCAGUUUACAUUUCUGAUGAUGCAUGUGAUGAUCUCUCUACUACUCUCACUCCUCAAGCCCAUGUCGAUAUUGUGGAUCAAAUCGAGACUGAAGGGUAUGACGAAUCGCCCUUUUCGCUGGUAGAAAUGCUUCGUCAUUUUCCUGACUUGCCCUUGUUUAUCUCUCACCCAAGCUUUUCUCAAUUUUCGCGUCUUUGGAUAGACUUUCAAAAGCACAUCAUGAUGGCCAAGGAGCCCCAGUAUCGGACAACGGUUCAAGCUUGGCUCCAAUAUAGCAUUCUGCAAGCACACUACUUGAUGUGCUCCAUCAUCAGGUCGCACUCUCAGGCAGCUUGCAACCCCAAGACGCUCCCCCGUAGCAUGUUCUCUGCCGUCCGUCGAUUGAAGGAUCAGAUGGAAGUAAUGCACCAAGUUCUCCAGAUUAUUGAAAAUGGCCGUGUCUGGUUCGAUCAGAGUCCGCUGGAGGCCAUUGCUCCCUUGGUAGAAGCCGUAGUGAAGAUUAAGCAAGAAGUCAGUCAAUUUAAGCUGGACCCCUACGCAUUACCUAUUUUUCAAAACAACUUGAUAGUCAGGGUUCCCGUCAGUGAAGUAUCUGACCAAGAUCUAGCAGAGCAGGCCAUGGAUACGUUCUCGCUCUUGUCUCUCGAGUCAACCUGUUUGGAUCCUGUCAAGCAAGAAAAUCGUUUGGCUGGCGACUCGAGUCCAGCUUUUUACAUUCCGCACCAUGUGAACGAUGCCCAGUUCCCCCAUAUUGAACCCUCUUGGGUUCACUUUUGGUCUUCAGCACCUGUUACGCCUUCGGUUGAACAACAAAGUCAGCACCAGCCAUUCAUUUCACUUCCAGCUACCCCCACGUGGUCCGAAGAUCAGUCUUUAUUCAUUCAUCCUGGACUUACUGGUGAUUCUUCAAAUGAUCUAUCACUUAUGAGUAACGUAUCUGAAGAAGACAAUUAUAAGCAAGACGUAAAGGAGGAAAUGAGUGAUGAAGAAUAUGAACUAGAAAAAGAAGAGGAAGACGACGACUAUGAUUAUAGCGAUGAUGACGACGAUGAUGAAGACUAUGUGGUCCCUGCAGAUGACGAUGAUUAUGGUUAUCGAAAAAGGACAAGGGAAGCUUCCAAGAAAGGCAAAAACUCUAGCUCUUCUCGAUCGCGUCGUCAGUCCUCUGAAUCAAAGCACACAAGAAGAACUGCUACGUCCUAUGAUGCUCAAACUACUCAUUAUCUAAAGUCUAUCUUCUUUGACAUUUACAGUGUUAGAGAUAAACUGACGAAAGAACAGCGUAAACAAGUUCAAAAAGAAACGGGAUUAAAGCCUAGGAACAUCACCUACUGGUUCUCAAACCACAAGCGUCGAUUUCAAAACUCUUUGCUUGUCUUCAAAAAGACUGUUCAGGAAAGUAAUGGUAAGGUCAAGACAUAUGACGACUUUUUGAAAUGGAGAAGGGACCGUGGAUUAUCUGAAGAUAUUUUAGAAAACGAAUAAAGUUGUUUCAUCCCUCAAAUAGACUUUUUCAUAGGUCAAGAUUGACAGUGCAUCAUGUGAGAUAAUGGAUCAUUUCUUGAUAUUUCAUUGGUAGAAAUUAUCUUUUGUUAGCUUGAAGCUACUAAUGAAUCCAGAGAGUGUGUGUUCAAGAUGAUCCUUUACGAUUGGGAAAAUAAUGGAGUAGCUUAUAACAUAGUGUUUAUCGUCCCG
Molecule: messenger RNA, 1859 nt
Organism: Rhizopus microsporus ATCC 52813
Lineage: Eukaryota; Fungi; Mucoromycota; Mucoromycetes; Mucorales; Rhizopodaceae
Exons: 1
Coding region: 123-1649 (508 amino acids)
Molecular function (GO): DNA binding
Source: RefSeq, a predicted model, not a curated record